Messenger RNA from Orbicella faveolata, 1435 nucleotides. RefSeq names its product microfibril-associated glycoprotein 4-like. NCBI's taxonomy places the organism in Eukaryota, Metazoa, Cnidaria, Anthozoa, Scleractinia, Merulinidae. The record is from RefSeq and is a predicted model, not a curated record.
UUUUUGCAAACAAUAUUUGGGAAUUAGCAAAGAAAAACUUCCGUUCGAUUGACAACAAUUAUUCAAGAAUGACUCAAUCUGUGAAACGCGAAAAAGCGGCUCGUAUCCCGACCAAGUAAUCAUUGUACGAGUUUGUUGAGCUUAGUUAGCUAUCGAUAACACAUCCUCGCAGACUACACUGAGGUCACGUUUCAGCCGAGAAUGAUUUUGAUUUACGCUUUUUUGUGUCUGUUCUGUUGUAGUUUACUGUUUCAGCCAGCAAGUAGCGUGACGAAUGCAUCGAACCAAGUUGCGUCCAACAAAACGCCAGUUGCUCCCCCGUCGACCAAAUGCCACAACGUGCACUUCAACAACUAUUACUCAGGACCGCCAAACAAAGACAUCAAGGCGCAUCUCAUCAAAAUACAGAAUCAACUCGCAGAUGUACAGAAAAAAAUCGAUGCAAUGACGGGGAACAAAACUUUUAAGCCAGUGAAGAAAAACUGUGCUGAGCUGUAUAAAUCUGGCAAAAGAAUCAACGGUGUUUACACAAUCGACCCCGAUGAUUCAGGUGCCUUUGAUGUCUUCUGCGACCAAACAACAGCCGGUGGAGGGUGGACGGUAUUCCAGAAAAGAUUGGAUGGCUCCGUUGAUUUCAGCACCCGCGGUUGGCCCGACUACAAGCGUGGUUUUGGUAAUCUGAAUGGUGAGUUUUGGCUGGGAUUGGACAAAAUAAACCGCCUGACGAAGGCAAAGAACAGACUGCGAGUGGAUCUCGAAGAUACACAAGGAAAGACUGCAUACGCUGAUUACGACAUGUUCGCUGUUGCAAGUGAAAGAAAUAACUAUAAACUCAGUCUUGGAACAUAUUCUGGUACUGCUGGUGAUUCAUUGGGCUAUCAUCGUAACUCACCGUUUUCAACCAAAGAUCGCGACAAUGAUAACAAUAAGGGAAACUGCGCCACGGUAUAUAAAGGAGGCUGGUGGUUCAAUUCGUGCGUAGUUGCCAGCCUCAAUGGCUACUAUUACAAUGGGCCUCACAAAUCCUACCACGAUGGCGUCAACUGGCGUUAUUGGAAGGGUGGAAGCUACUCUGCUAAGAGGGCAGAGAUGAAGAUCAGGCUCGCGUGAUUGUAAAAACUCGUUCGAGGCGUUUGUCAGUUUCAUUUUCCCGUUGUAGAUUAAAAAAAAAUAGUAGAGACCUCGAGUCAGUUUUGUAUCUUAAUGUGGUCAUACCUUUUGUGGUACUGUUGGAGAUUAUGUUGCACACGGUGUGGGUCAAACUUAUGAACGAUAGAGUAGUACACAGUCCAUUGUGCUUUCAUUUGGGUGAUUCAUUCUCUCGGUAAUUGGGUUUUUAAAUUGAAAUGCAGUCGCUUUUUUUAAUGUUUGAGUGGGUAUUGUAUUGGCAUAACAAUUUUAAUAAAGCCAUGGUCGCCUUUUCUCAACUAUUGCC